Molecule: messenger RNA, 1305 nt
Organism: Myxozyma melibiosi
Lineage: Eukaryota; Fungi; Ascomycota; Lipomycetes; Lipomycetales; Lipomycetaceae
Exons: 5
Coding region: 125-1273 (382 amino acids)
Biological process (GO): S-adenosylmethionine biosynthetic process
Cellular component (GO): cytosol
Molecular function (GO): methionine adenosyltransferase activity; ATP binding
Source: RefSeq, a predicted model, not a curated record
CGAGCGAAGAAAAAAAAUUGACUCCUCGACAGAAAGUUUGGCCCUUUUAUCGUCUUCCUUCGCCCCUUCGUCUUUCGCCUCUUUCUCUCCUCCUCCACCGUCUUCUCUCCAUCUCAAUUGCACAAUGUCCGAAACAUUCUUCUUCACUUCCGAGUCCGUCGGCGAGGGUCACCCCGACAAGAUUUGCGACCAGGUCUCCGAUGCCGUCCUCGACGCCUGCCUCGCUGAGGACCCCUUCUCCAAAGUCGCCUGCGAGACCGCCGCCAAGACCGGUAUGAUCAUGGUCUUCGGUGAGAUCACCACCAAGGCCAAGCUCGACUUCCAGAAGAUUGUCCGUGACACCAUCAAGCAGAUUGGAUACGACGACUCCGAGAAGGGCUUCGACUACAAGACCUGCAACGUCCUCGUCGCCAUCGAGCAGCAGUCGCCCGAUAUCGCCCAGGGUGUCCACGUCGAGCGUAAGCUCGAGGACCUCGGUGCCGGUGACCAGGGUAUCAUGUUCGGCUAUGCCACCGACGAGACUGAGCAGCUCCUCCCCCUCACCGUCGUUCUCUCCCACAAGCUCAACUCUACCCUUGCUGAGGCCCGCCGCGACGGAUCCCUUCCCUGGCUCCGUCCCGACACCAAGACCCAGGUCACUGUCGAGUACAAGAACGAGGGUGGUGCCACCAUCCCCCUCCGUGUCGACACCGUCGUCAUCUCGACCCAGCACGCCGACACCAUCUCGACCGAGGACCUCCGCAAGGAGAUUCUCGAGAAGAUCAUCAAGAAGGCCAUCCCCGCCAAGUACCUUGAUGACAAGACCAUCUACCACAUCCAGCCCUCUGGACGUUUCGUCAUCGGUGGUCCCCAGGGUGACGCCGGUCUUACCGGCCGUAAGAUCAUCGUCGACACCUACGGUGGAUGGGGUGCCCACGGUGGUGGUGCUUUCUCCGGCAAGGACUACUCCAAGGUCGAUCGCUCUGCUGCCUACGCCGCCCGCUGGGUCGCCAAGUCCCUUGUCGCCGCCGGCCUCGCCAAGCGUGCUCUCGUCCAGUUCUCGUACGCCAUCGGUGUCGCUGAGCCCCUCUCGAUCUUCGUCGACUCCUACGGAACCUCCAAGUACUCCUCGUCCGAGCUCGUUGCCAUCAUCCGCAAGAACUUCGACCUCCGCCCCGGUUUCUUGGUUCGCGACCUCGACCUUGCCCGUCCCAUCUACCUGAAGACUGCUUCGUACGGUCACUUCACCAACCAGGAGAACCCCUGGGAGAUCCCCAAGAAGCUUGAGUUGUAAUUUGCUUAGACUUGCACUGAAGCAACUCUCUU